AUGAAAAUAAACACAGUCGUGUCGUUGUCUCUGGAGCAUGAAGUACCCGAGACCUAUCGUCGCUCUCUUCAGGGCCCCAUGCUACAAGUAACAAUAUACACUGAAUGGGCAAAGCUUUGGCUAGCUGUUGGUUACGGGCUGAGUAACUUUAACUAUGAACUGGCAUACUGGUUCUGCCCUAAGCUAAUGAUUGCAGGCGAGGAUGCGCAUAUGCAGUUCUUCAUCGUUCAGCUUGUGCUUCUAGUCAGUUCACCGCUCUGGGGACAGAUGUUCGCCCUUGUAACCGAGGCAUUAGACGACGUGGAAACUACUUUUACUAUUAGCGAGAAAAGAGCCUCACCAGGAAACGGCAUCAGGGUAGCCUUCAAGCAGGUGCUGCACAGACUAGAUCUAAGCAUCAAGCCCCGACAAUUCGCCGCGCUGGUUAAACCAAGUGGCGCCGGAAAGUUGACGAUCAUUACCCUCAUGGAACGUCUGUAUGCACCCGAGUCAGGAUCCAUCGAGCAGAGCCUCAUGUUCGACGGGACAAUCCGAUUUAACCCCUCGCUCGGGGCAAGACCCAGUCGGACGGUCACGCAAGAGAAGCUGGAAGAGGCUUGCAAGCUGGCGAACAUCCAUGAGACGAUCAUGCAGCUUCCAAGCGGCUAUGACACCUACUGUGGACCGAACGGCGACCGGCUGUCCGGGGUUCGAAAGCAAUGGUUGGUGAUUGCGCGGGCGCUUGUUCGAAAGCCUCAGCUCUUGCUUCUUGACGAGUCGACGAGUGCCCUCAAUGCGGAGAAGGUGAUGCUGGUUAUUGCGAUUGCGCACCGGUUGUAUAUGAUUCGUAGGGUGGAUGUAAUUUCUAUGAUCCUGAAUGGGCGGUGCAUUGACCGAUGCACUCAUGAACUCAUUGAGUGCAGUGAGAUUUACCGCGUGAACGCGCUGAACCAGGCAGUGGGCGAGUGA
Messenger RNA from Aspergillus homomorphus CBS 101889, 948 nucleotides. Its product is annotated as P-loop containing nucleoside triphosphate hydrolase protein. NCBI's taxonomy places the organism in Eukaryota, Fungi, Ascomycota, Eurotiomycetes, Eurotiales, Aspergillaceae. The record is from RefSeq and is a predicted model, not a curated record. Gene Ontology annotation, molecular function: ATPase-coupled transmembrane transporter activity; ATP binding; ATP hydrolysis activity. The coding region runs from base 1 to 948 and encodes 315 amino acids. The transcript is spliced from 5 exons. Gene Ontology annotation, biological process: transmembrane transport. Gene Ontology annotation, cellular component: membrane.